ACCUCGGUGGCCUCUGUUUUCCCACCCAGGCGAUCAGCAUUAGCAAAGCCAUCAACACCUUGGAAGUCCCUGUGAAGGAGAAGCACGCUCGGAGGAUUAUUCUAGGGACUCAUCACGAGAAAGGUGCGUUUACUUUCUGGUCGUAUGCCAUUGGUCUUCCCCUGCCCAGCAGUGCCAUCCUGAGCUGGAAGUUCUGCCAUGUUCUCCACAAAGUUCUCCGAGAUGGUCACCCAAACGUUCUCCAGGACUGUCAGCGGUAUCGAAGUAACAUUCGAGAAACGGGGGAUCUUUGGGGCCACCUGCACGACCGUUACGGCCAGUUGGUGAAUAUUUACACCAAGCUUUUGCUGAUCAAAAUCUCCUUCCACGUCAAGCAUCCUCAAUUCCCUCCUGGGCUUGAAGUCACCGACGAGGUGCUAGAAAAAGCUGCCGGAACAGAUGUGAAUAACAUCUUCCAGCUCACCGUUGAGAUGUUUGACUACAUGGAUUGCGAACUCAAAUUAGCAGAAUCAGUCUUCCGGCAACUCAACACCUCCAUGGCCAUCUCCCAGAUGUCGGCCGUUCAAUGCCGGUUGGCCCCUCUCAUACAGGUGAUCCAGGAUUGCAGCCACCUGUACCAUUACACCGUGAAGCUGAUGUUCAACCUCCAUUCGUGUUUGCCAGCCGAUACGUUGCAAGGCCAUCGAGACAGGUUCCACGAACAGUUUCGCAGCCUGAAGAACUUUUUCAAAAGGGCAUCGGACAUGCUGUAUUUCAAGCGUCUCAUCCAGAUUCCACGGCUGCCCGAGAACCCCCCCAAUUUCCUGAGGGCAUCCGCCCUAGCUGAGCAUGUCAAGCCAGUGGUAGUCAUUCCAGAAGAAGCCCCCGAAGACGAGGAGCCGGAAAACCUGAUUGAGAUCAGCUCAGCUCCAUCCGUAGAGCAGCAGAAUGUGUCGGAUAUAUUUGAGCAGACUUUCGGGCCACCCAACGGACUAAAAGAUGACAGAGAUCUGCAAAUCGAAAACCUGAAGAAAGAAAUUGAACUGCUUCAGACAGAGCUAGCGAAGAUUAAGCUGGAAGCUCAAAGGUACAUCACCCAGCUGAAGGCUCAGGUGAACAGCCUGGAGGCCGAGGUGGAAGACCAGAGGAUGCAGAAGCAGAAAGCCUUGGUGGACAACGAGCAGCUCCGAGAUGAGCUGGAGAAGCUGCAGAAAGCAAAAUUUGAAGGAGACAAAAACCGAGGACUCUACCUGGAAGCAGAAAAAAAAGCCAGCACCACCGAAAUCCGGUAUGCCAAGCUGAAGGAGAAGCACAACGAAUUAAUCAACACCCAUGCGGAACUUUUGAGAAAGAACGCAGAUACUGCCAAGCAGCUGACCGUCACCCAACAGAGCCAAGAAGAGGUCGCCCAGGUCAAGGAAGAGCUGGCUUUCCAGAUGGAGCAAGCCAAGCGAGAGUCAGAAAUGAAGUUAGAAGACCAGAUGCUUCAGGUGGAACAGAUGAAGAGACAGCUGGACUCCAAAGCAGGAGAACUGACUCAGCUUCAGCAGUCGCUCAGCCAUUCUAAGCAGGUUGGCUCGGACCUCAACAGCCAGCUGGACGCCCUGCAAGCCGAAAAGGAGACCCUGAGGAAAUCGGUCAACGAGAAGGAAUGUGAGCUCAUCUCGACCAAGGGCCUCAUUCAAGAGAAGGAGCUGCUGUUGAGCCAGGAAGCCGAGAAGAGGGUGAAGGAAGUGCAGGAACUCCAGGAAAAGUUGGUGGAAAAAAGAACUCACGAACAGAACCUGCAGCAGAAGCUCCUGGAUGACCAAUUCCGAAUCUUGCAAGGGACAAUCAAGGAAGCCGAGAGCAUCAUCCAGGAUGCUGUGAGCAAGUUGGACGACCCUUUGCAUAUCCGGUGCACCAGUUCCCCAGAUUAUCUUGUCAGCCGCGCCCAGGCAGCUUUGGAAUCGGUGAAUGCCCUGGAGAAGGGACAUAAGCAUUAUCUAACCAACAUGGCAGAUGCCACUGGACUGGUUGCCGCGUUGGCGCAGUUUGCCCAUCUCACGGCAGAUGCCAUCGUGAACGGCAGUGCCACGUCCCAUCUUGCCCCAACGGAUCACGCUGACAAACUGACAGAAUCCUGCAGGGACUGUGGGUAUCAUAGCCUGGAUUACCUGAACAAGCUCAAAGACAAGCAGUCUCUCCGAGAAGCAGAUCCAGCAGACCUGAGGACAACUCUGCAGAGGCUAUUCCAGCUAGGACAGGAACUGAGACCCAAAAGUUUGGACAUCCGGGAAGAAGAACUGGGCGACUUGGUCGACAAAGAGAUGGCCACCACUUCUGCGGCAGUUGAGGAUGCCGUGAGAAGGAUAGAGGAAAUGAUGAAUCAAGCCAGAGUAGAAAGCUCUGGGGUGAAACUAGAAGUCAAUGAAAGAAUCCUGAAUUCCUGCACAGAUUUAAUGAAGGCUAUUCGGCAACUUGUAUUGACCUCCACCCACCUGCAGAAGGAGAUCGUGGAAGGAGGAAGGGGGGCAGCAACACCCCAGGAAUUUUACGCCAAGAACUCCUGUUGGACGGAAGGACUCAUCUCAGCAUCCAAAGCUGUUGGAUGGGGAGCAACUCAGCUCGUAGAAUCUGCGGAUAAAGUCGUCUUGCACACCGGCAAAUACGAAGAGCUGAUCGUCUGUUCACAUGAAAUUGCAGCGAGCACAGCUCAACUCGUAGCCGCCUCCAAGGUGAAAGCAGAGAAGCACAGCAAGAACCUCGGCAAACUCCAGGAAUGCUCGCGUACGGUCAACGAGAAGGCAGCUAACGUUGUGGCCUCUACCAAAUCUGGUCAGGAGCAGGUAGAAGAGAAAGACACCAUGGACUUCUCUGGGCUGUCCUUGAUCAAACUCAAGAAAGAGGAGAUGGAGACACAAGUGAAGGUUCUGGAACUGGAAAAGACGCUGGAGAACGAGAGGCUGCGUCUCGGAGAGUUGAGAAGACAACAUUACACAUUGGCUGGUCUUUACACGGAGAACACGGAUGGAAAGAAGCCUACAAUCGCUCGUAAGCCAGCAUCCUUGCAGAGACCUGCCGUGGCCCAGAAACCAGGUCAAAGCAAGCCGGACUCUGAGCUGGCACAGGACGGCGUCUACCAAGCCCAUGUAGUUAACUUCUAAGGCAAAGCCAACAAGCAACGGAGCAGAGUUGAAUCCAGGGCCAGGAAAAUUGGGUCCAGCUUCUGCCCACCCUUGAGGAAUUCAACCCUUGGAUCUGCGGGUUUUUCGCUGGUUCCCCCCAAAAAUAGAUUUUUGGUGGAGGAUUAAGAUGUCAGCAGCCUUCAACUCUUUCUACGGCAGGAGACAUUGAGACAUUCCAGCCCCUUUAAAUGUCUGUGUUUUAAACAGAUACCAGCUGGAUCCUUUCCAGCUCCUAAAUGUCUCUUCUGCCCCCCACCAUCUACAAGAAGGCAGACCCUCCUCCCACCCCCUACGGGGAAAAGGAAUUAAGGAGCUUGUGGAUAACUAUUUAUAAGCAAUAGGAAUCAUUUGGGAAAUAUUUCGAGUAAAUAUUGGUGUAUCUAUUAUUCUACAAAGAUGUUUUUAAAAAGAAAUGUGAAUUUCUGUGGCUACUGUCGUUGUCGGUUGUGUAGGUGGUCCUUUGUAGUAUUUUAUGCCGAGAUCUGAUGCGUAUAAAAAGGGACCAAGGGUGGGAGAAAUUACCUGGGGAUGGAAAUGAAAUAUCUUGUAGAGAUUUUUAUAGUACACAUUUAAGGAUUUAUAGAGGAGAAAAUAAAAACCUUGUUUUUUUUUCAAAGUUCCCUUCAACCAGUGCCUCCCAAACCUGGGUGAAAUUACCCCCAAUUAGGUAAAAAUAUGUUCCCCCCCCCCCCCUUUGGGUAACAAUACACAUUCCCAGUCAAAACGGGGAGAUUUAAAUUGACUUACAAGAUGGCCAAGGGUGUUUAAAAGUCUCUCAAAAUAUAUUCCUGCUGAAAUGAAACUCCAUGAAAUGACCAAUUUGUUGAAAAGUGACAAAGAUUGCUCCAUUUUAUACAGGUUGUCUUGAGUUGACGACCAACCGUUCAAAGUUACAACGGUGGUAAAGGAAGGGAUGAGCUUGCAUAAGAUGUUUUAAUAAGCAGGGGAUUUUUGGGGGGGGGGGGGGUAAUGAAGGAAAAAGGUUGGGAAGCACUGCCUUAAAACUCUCUUAGGAAA
Messenger RNA from Notechis scutatus (mainland tiger snake), 4163 nucleotides. Lineage: Eukaryota; Metazoa; Chordata; Lepidosauria; Squamata; Elapidae. The record is from RefSeq and is a predicted model, not a curated record.